UUUUCCAACCUAAAAAAAAUUAUUACUAUUUCCUCUUAAAGAAUCAUUAACCCUUGAGCUUCUUCUUCUUUACCCUCCGUACUAAAUGGAACCCAACAACGUCAACAACACCAACCUACUCACCUCACUCUUCGAGCACCAAGCCGUUAGCCCCGUCACCGUCAACGCUUCUCCAGUUAACGGUUCGUUAGUAACAACCACAACCACCGAUGGGUCCCACUCCAACCUUCAUUCCGUUACGGAGAACAAGAAGAAGCGAGGUAGGCCUAGGAAGUACGAGUCUCCACAAGAAGGCCUCGCCGCUAGGAAAGCUGCCGCUGCGGCGGCGGCGGCGGCCGCCGCUGCUUCCCCUGCUCCUGCGACGUCGUUUACCUCUUUGAAUCUCAACAAGCAGAAAAAGUUUCAUUCCUCUUCUCUAGGUAAUUUGAGAGAGAACUUCAAUCUUCACAUUGUUGCUGUUCCUGCUGGUGAGGAUAUUGGCCAAAAUAUUAUGUCGCUCAUGCAAAAACAUAAUAGGUGUGAGAUGUGCAUUUUGUCUGCAUCUGGUUCCGUCUCUAGUGCUACUCUUCGUCAGCCGGCAACCGCUGGAGGCAAUAUUACGUAUGAGGGUCGCUUUGACAUUAUUUCCCUGACUGGAUCAUAUGUCCGUAAUGAACACGAAGGCCGUUCUGGCGGUCUCAGUGUAUGCUUAGCUCAUUCUGAUGGGCAACUUGUAGGUGGAAGCAUUGCCGGACCCCUCAAAGCCGCCAGUCAAGUUCAGGUCAUCGCCGGCACAUUUUCUAUUGAACCCAAGGACACUGGUGCUGGUAUAAAAGGCAAUACUUCUACCAGCAAGUUACCAUCACCGGUAGGUGAGCCUGCAUCAAAUUUAAGUUUCCGCCCAGCACUUAACUCUUCAAAUGGGAAUACAAUCCCGGGAAACAAAGAGCAUCAAGCUAUUGGGGGAAGUCAUUUCAUGUCUCCACAAUAUGGAGUAAACGUGGUUCCUUUCCAUCCCUCGGAUUGGGGAAGUCGUCCAGAUUCUAGGAAUGCUGGUUUUGAACUGAUAGGAAGAACAGGUCAUGAAGCUCACCAGUCUCCUGAGAAUGGGGCCUAUUCCUGAUUAAGAUAGCUUUUGGGCUGUGAGAAGAUUAAUCCUUGGUAGAUAGGUUUAUGAUAUCUCUUUGUAAUACUAGUAGUUUUUGUCUCAAUAUGCCCCUAAUGGUAGAAAUACUUGAUCAUCCUAAAAAUCAGCUUAAGAGUCCUCUGUCCUAUUACUCUUUUUGAGGCAAUAUGUCCUAUUACUUUUUUGGGCCAACCAUGUGUGAAAUUGGGAAUGCUUUUCUUUUGACUAAAAGUUGGUAGAAGCAUCUUUUGUUAUGUAGUUGUUCCCCUCCAAGUUGCAAAAUUGAGAAAAUAUCCGUUUACUGAGAAUGAAAGCAUCCGUGACUAUUUUGUUUCUU
Molecule: messenger RNA, 1442 nt
Organism: Vicia villosa (hairy vetch)
Lineage: Eukaryota; Viridiplantae; Streptophyta; Magnoliopsida; Fabales; Fabaceae
Product: AT-hook motif nuclear-localized protein 14-like
Exons: 6
Coding region: 86-1102 (338 amino acids)
Molecular function (GO): minor groove of adenine-thymine-rich DNA binding
Source: RefSeq, a predicted model, not a curated record